CUCCGUCCUGCAGCAGUCAGAGGGAGAAAGAUGGCGGCGGCCCAGUCGGACAGAGACGCUCCGUCCGCGCUCAGCGAAGACCUGCUCAGCUUCUCCGCCAGGGACGCCGCGCAGCGGUGGCUGGUGGCGUCUGACCUGCAGCAGGAGGUGUACGGCCACCUGGCGGCGUAUGUUCCCAGAAUGCUUUGCGUGGGUCCGAGCGGCGGCAGCAGCAGGGAGGAGCAGCGGGAGGAGCAGAGGGAGGAGCUGGCCUGUCAGCUGCUCCUCCUCGCUCCUCUGGAGUGGCUCCUGCUGGGGGAGGAGCCAGCCGCCGGCCUGGCUCACCUGCAGGAGAACAACCAGCCGUCUCCUCUGUGUGGUCACGUGUUCAAGGUGGGAGAGCCCACCUACUCCUGCAGGGAGUGUGCGGCCGACCCGACCUGUGUUCUCUGCAUGCAGUGUUUCCUGGGCAGCGUUCACAAAGAGCACCGAUACAGAAUGACCACAUCAGGAGGGGGGGGGUUCUGUGACUGUGGAGACGCUGAAGCCUGGAAGAAAAGUCCUCACUGUCAGAAACACACAGAGACAGCCAGCAGAGACUCUGAGGAGGACCCUGUCUCUCUGCUGCCUGCUGACCUGGUGUCUCGUAGUUUCCGUAUCUUCUCCAUCCUGCUGAGGUACGCCGUGGACAUGUUGACCUGGAACCAGGAGGACACGCUGCCAGCAGGACUAGAGCCCCCGGAGCGGGCUGACACCUAUUACUGCAUGCUGUUUAACGAUGAGGUUCACACCUAUGAGCAGGUGAUCUACACGCUGCAGAAAGCCGUCAGCUGCAGCCAGAAGGAAGCUGUGAGCUUCGCCACCACCGUCGACCGAGACGGCAGGAAGUCGGUUCGAUACGGAGACUUCCAGUUCUGUGAUCAGGCCAAGUCUGUCAUCGUGAGGAACACGAGUCGCCAGUCGAAGCCUCUGCGGGUCCAGGUCAUGCACUCGUCGGUGGUGGCUCAUCAGUGUUUUGCUCUGAAGGCUCUCAGCUGGUUGGGACAGAUCAUUCAGUACUCCGACGGGCUGAGGAGGAUCCUGUGUCAGGUCGGCCUGCAGCCAGAAGACGGAGAAUACUCCUCGCUGGUGGACAAACUGAUGCUCAACGACUCCAAGAUGUGGAAAGGAGCGAGGAACAUCUACCACCAGCUGCUGAUGAACAGUCUCCUCAUGGAUCUCAAAUACAAGAAGAUCUUUGCCAUCCAGUUUGCCAAGAACUACAGACGUCUCCAGACAGACUUCAUGGAGGACGACCACGAGAGAGUGGUGUCGGUGACAUCACUGUCUGUUCAGCUGUUCACCGUCCCCACCAUGGCCCGGAUGCUGAUGGUGGAGGAGAACCUGAUGACAACCAUCAUCAGGACUUUUGUGGACCACCUCCGUCACAGAGACCUGCAGGGACGCUUCCAGUUCGACCGCUACACCGCCCAGCAGGCCUUCAAGUUCGGACGGGUCCAGAGCCUCAUCGGAGACCUCAAAUACGUCCUGAUCAGUCGUCCCUCUGAGUGGAGCGAUCAGCUCAGAAUAAAGUUUCUAGAAGGACUGGACGCUUUCCUGGAGCUGCUCAAGUGUAUGCAGGGUAUGGACCCAGUGGUGAGACAGGUGGGUCAGCAUAUAGAGAUGGAGCCAGAGUGGGAGGCAGCGUUCACUCUGCAGAUGAAGCUGACUCACAUCAUCUCCAUGAUCCAGGAGUGGAGCUCUACUGACGAGCAGGUUCUCAUAGAAUCCUACAGGAAGUGUCUGAGCGCGCUCAGUCACUGCCACAGCGGGCUCCCAGACGGCGAGCAGCCGAUCAGCUUGAGUCUGGCGGGUCACAGCGUGGAGACGUUCAGGUACCAGGUGUCUCAGGACAAGGUGUCCAUACACCUGCCGCUCUGCAGGCUGCUGGCAGGUCUCCAUGUCCUCCUCUCCAGGACAGACGUAGCGUCUCGCUUCCCAGAGCAGCUUCCUCUGGGGGAACUCAGCCCCCCCCUCCUGAUUGAACUCCCCCUCCGUUGCCUGGUGCUCUGUGCCCAGGUGCAUGCUGGGAUGUGGAGGAGGAACGGCUUCUCGCUGAUCAACCAGAUUUAUUAUUAUCACAACGUGAAGUGUCGAGUGGAGAUGUUUGAUAAGGACAUCAUCAUGCUGCAGGCCGGGGCGUCCAUGAUGGAUCCAAACCACUUCCUGAUGAUCGUUCUCAGUCGAUUUGAACUUUUUCACAUCUUCAGCUCGGCAGACUGCAGGAAGAGAUACAGCGAGGCCAACAAGGACGUGGUCCAGCAGAACAACACUCUGAUCGAGGAGAUGCUCCACCUGGUCAUCAUGGUCAUCGGUGAGCGCUACUCCUCAGGUGUGGGGCAGGUGGAGCCCUUUGAUGAGGUCAGAAGAGAAAUAAUCCACCAGCUGUCAAUCAGACCGAUGGCUCACAGCGAGCUGGUGAAGGCUCUGCCCGAGAACGGGAACAAGGAGACAGGUCUUGAGAGAGUAAUUGACAGCGUCGCUUCAUUCAAGAAGCCAGGUGUGACGGGGCGGGGCCUGUAUGAGCUUCGUCCUGAGUGGAACAAACACUUCAACCUCUACUUCCAUCACUACAGCAGAGCCGACCAGUCCAAGGCUGAAGAGGCUCAGAGGAAGCUGAGGAGACAGAACGGAGAGGACACAGCCCUGCCCCCCCCGGUGCCCCCCCCCCUCUGUCCCCUGUUCGGUAGCCUGGUGAACCUGUUGCAGAGUGACGUCCUGCUGGCUGUAGAGGGCGCCGUGCUGCAGUGGGCCGUGGAGCCCAGCGGGGGGGGCUGGACCGAGUCCAUGCUGCAGAGGGUGCUCCACCUGGUGGGCGUGGCUCUGCUGGAGGAGCAGCAGCAGCUGGAGAAUAGCAGCGGAGACGAGGACGUCACCUUCAACUACACCUGCAAGAUCACACGUCCAGGUGAGGCUCCCAGUACUUCAGGAAGUGUCCUGGCUCUGUUGGAGAGUCUCCAGAACGCUCCUCACCUGGAGGUCCACAAAGACAUGAUCACCUGGAUCCUCAAGAUGGUCGCGAACAUCAAAACGAUGCGAGAACGAACGUCGUGCAGCUCCUCCGUCACCGUCAGCCAGGGACACGGACCGGAGGAGACGGUCAGAGACAAAGACAAGGCGGAGAGGAAGAGGAAGGCGGAGAUGGCUCGCCUCCGCAGGGAGAAGAUCAUGGCUCAGAUGUCUGAGAUGCAGAAACAUUUCAUCAACGAGAACAAAGAACUCUUCCAGCAGAGUCUGGAGGAGCUGGAGGCCUCAACGUCUGCUGCUGAGAGCAGUCCUCCCAGUUCAGAGUCCACCUGUGUGGUCCAGGUGUGCGUGGGUCCCAGGAGGCGGGGCGGGGCCGAGCGCCGGCAGCUGGUCACCUGUAUCCUGUGUCAGGAGGAGCAGGAGGUCAGAGGUCACGGCAGAGCCAUGGUCCUGGCGGCGUUCGUCCAGAGGUCGACGGUUCUGUCUAAAAACCGCCGACGCAACCUCCCGGAUCCAGAGCAUCACGACCCUCUGUUCAUGCACCCCGACCUCUCUCUGGGCAUCCACACCGCCAGCUGUGGACACAUCAUGCACGCCACCUGCUGGCAGAGGUACUUCGAGGCGGUGCAGCUGAAGGAGCAGAGGCGUCAGCAGCGUCUCAGAGGUCACACCAGCUACGACGUAGAAAACGGAGAGUUCCUCUGUCCGCUCUGUGAAUGUCUCAGCAACACCGUCAUCCCCCUGCUGCCUCACACACACUCACCUGACCACAGUGUCGAUCAUCCCAGUCUGGAGGCGUGGCUUAAAGUGACCAGUCAGCAGGUAGCAGCACUAAGCUCCGCCCACAGGAAGCAGUCUGACGGUGUAUCAGAGGGGGCGGAGCCUGCUGUUCCUGAAGGGUUUAGAGUGGACUUCACCCCACAGUGUCCGUUCUCCAGCAGCGUCACAGAGAUGAUCACCACCUUCAGCAUGCUCACCUACAAGGUGGGACUGAAGGUGAACCCCAACGAGCAGGACCCCCGAGUCCCCGUGCUGAGCUGGUCCACCUGCGCCUACACCAUCCAGAGCAUAGAGCGCCUCCUGAUGGACGAGGAGAAGCCGUUGUUUGGGAGUUUACCUUGCCGACAGGACGACUGUCUCAGCUCUCUCACCAGAUUCUCUUCAGCCUGUUGGACAGCAGCAACACCAACAACCGUCCACACACACUUCAUCAGACUGCUGGCAGCCCUGGUUCCAGACUCUCAGGUAGAAAACACUCCCUGUAUCCUCGACAUCGACAUGUUUCACCUGCUGGUGUACAGUGUGUUGUCCUACAGCUCAGUUUACAGUUUGGACCAAUCAGGACGGAGAGUGGUGGAUUCGGCUCACCUGCAUCUACUUCACCUGGUCACUGUGGCUCACCUGGUCCAGAUCCUGCUCACCUCCACCACAGAGGAGGUGUGUAUGGAUCAGGACAGUGUGGGAUCAGAGGAGGAGGAGCUCACCUGUCAGCUCUACAACACACUGAGGAAACACCUGGGCAGUGUGUUACCUGAGGUGACGUCUGGCUGGCAGCUGUUCCGGUGUGUGAAGGUUGGCGUCCUGCCGUUCCUCCGAGCCGCCGCCCUCUUCUUCCACUACCUGAACUCUACAGCGCCACCUGCUGACCUGCUGGUUCCAGGUCCUGGCCAGUGGGAGGCGCUGCUCAGCUACCUCAGUCUGCCCUCCAACCUGCUGACGCUGCAACAACACACACUGCUGGAGCCGCUCAUACACAGCUGGUGUCAUCAUCCAGGUGUGUUAGAGUCUCUUCGGGGGGGCGGAGUCAUCGUCAGGUUCCCCAGAGAGUCCAACCGUCUCAUCGAGCUGCCAGAAGACUACAGCGUCCUCAUAAACCAGGCGUCCUGCUUCACGUGUCCCCGGUCGGGCGGGGACAAGUCUCGGGCGCCCACGCUGUGCCUGGUGUGCGGCGUGCUGCUGUGCUCUCAGAGCUACUGCUGCCAGGUGGAGGUGGACGGGGAGGACGUGGGCGCCUGCACCGCACACACCUUCACCUGCGGAGCCGGCCUCGGACUCUUCCUCAGGGUCAGAGAGAGCCAGGUGUUGUUUGUUGCAGGUAAAACUAAGGGCUGUUUCUAUCCUCCACCGUACCUGGACGACUACGGAGAGACGGACCAGGGCCUCAAGCGGGGGAACCCUCUACAUCUGUGUUCGGAGCGCUACAGGAAGAUCGAGCGUCUGUGGCGCCAGCAUGGCGUGGCGGAGGUCAUAGGUCACGCUCAGGAGGCCAAUCAGACGCUGGUCGCCAUCGACUGGCAGCACCUCUGAUUGGCUCCCACUGGCCCCGCCCUCUUCCUUUUAACCAAUCAGCUUCCUGCAGCCCGGAAAAGUUUGUUUUAGGUUGUUUUUUUUUCUUCAUUAAUAAAGUUUUUCCUGAACUUUUUUAGUUUUUAUUAUUUUAUUCUGUGAACCAAAGCUAAGCCCCGCCCCCUUCCUGCUGCCGCCGCCACUCACAGCUCGCCAUCAUCAGGCAGGGUGCAUGAUGGGAAAUCUGCCUGGUUUCAGUCGACGACUACGACUCCCAGGGUGCAUUUCACCGGCAAAACAGCCAAUCACAGAGCUUUAAGACGCUAACAGCAAGCUAACGCUAACGUGGCUGGCCGCAGCAGCAGAGGAUCAUGGGUAAUGUAGUUGAUAAAAACAGGAAUAUUAAUUAGUAAUAAAUCUUCUUUGUGUCUUAUUGGAGAGUAUUGAUCAGUUUUACAACAUAUCAGAACAUAUCAUUGAUUAGGAAAAGGAUGACAUCACAUCCUGUUUUAUCUUUUUAUUUAAAGAUGUUUGUUGGUUUUGUUUUGGAGAGCUGUGUGAUGUCACUUCCUGUUCGUGACUUCGACUUUUUUCUUCUCAUUUUGACCUUUUUUGUUCUCACUUCGACUUUUUUUGUAAUUUAGGUUUUUUUUUCGUGACUUCAACUUUUUUCUCAUUUUGAAUUUUUUUUCUCAUUUUGAAUUUUUUUUUCUCAUUUUGAAUUUUUUUCACUUCCUGUUGGAUGUCUUUUUUUUUUGUGCUGACGAAGCGAAACAGAAACUUCAUUUAUUUAUUUAUUUAUGAGUUUGUUUAUCAGAGAUCAAUAAAAGGUUUCCAGCAUGUCGCCUCAUUUAUCACGUCGACUUGUUAAUAUGUGAAUUAUUGUAUAAACGACUAAAUGUACAAUAUUGUAUAAGAAUAACAAAAACAAUAAAAACUUUAAAAUCA
Messenger RNA from Centropristis striata (black sea bass), 6219 nucleotides. It is a transcript of the gene ubr2, whose product is annotated as ubiquitin protein ligase E3 component n-recognin 2. Gene Ontology annotation, biological process: ubiquitin-dependent protein catabolic process via the N-end rule pathway. Gene Ontology annotation, molecular function: ubiquitin protein ligase activity; zinc ion binding. Bases 31 to 5292 code for a protein of 1753 amino acids. Lineage: Eukaryota; Metazoa; Chordata; Actinopteri; Perciformes; Serranidae. The transcript is spliced from 46 exons. Gene Ontology annotation, cellular component: cytoplasm; ubiquitin ligase complex. The record is from RefSeq and is a predicted model, not a curated record.